This is a messenger RNA of Neolamprologus brichardi, 4264 nucleotides long. It is a transcript of the gene stk35, whose product is annotated as serine/threonine kinase 35. NCBI's taxonomy places the organism in Eukaryota, Metazoa, Chordata, Actinopteri, Cichliformes, Cichlidae. The record is from RefSeq and is a predicted model, not a curated record. Gene Ontology annotation, biological process: negative regulation of G2/MI transition of meiotic cell cycle; protein phosphorylation. Gene Ontology annotation, molecular function: ATP binding; protein kinase activity. Gene Ontology annotation, cellular component: nucleus; cytoplasm.
CGUGCCAAAGAAGUUGGUACAGCUUCGAUGUGGGACGAUUGUGUUCACUGUUAACACGCAGACUUUUUACAUAUCAAAGCACACAGAUAGAAGUAAGAACGUCGUAGCGUAGUGCAGGGUUAGAGUAAUGACAAAGAAAGACGCCCAGCCUCCAUGCUUACUUUUAACAAAAAAGAAGUUAUGGAUUCUAACGACGGGAGGAAGAGACGCAAGGUAAGCGGCUUUGUGCGGGGCUGCAGGCGGAGUGUGGCCGGAAAGAUGAAACGAGAGAUGAGCAAAGUCCUGCGCUCCAUAGCGCUGGACGAUAACAACCAUAAAGAGCUCGUGCAGGGGGAAGAGGACGACUACGACUGCUUCCCCAUCAGUUUCCUCCGCAGUGACCUAUUGGAACCCCACUUGGUCGUGGCUCCCCGGUACAGCCUGCUACGAGAGGUCGGUCGUGGAAGCUACGGGGUGGUGUACGAGGCUGUAGCUCGGAAAACAGGGGCCAGGGUAGCGGUGAAGAGGCUGCAGUGUGACGCCCCGGAGAAAGUGGAGUUGGCGCUAGCCGAAUUCUGGGCCUUGACGAGCUUGGAGAACCGACACCAGAAUGUAGUCCAGCUGGAAGAGUGUGUCCUGCAGAGGAACGGCUUGGCCCAGAAGAUGAGCCACGGAAACAAGAAAUCCAAGCAGUAUUUGCGGCUCGUGGAGACGUCACUCAAAGGAGAGCGUAUUCUGGGCUACUCGGAGGAACCAUGUUACCUUUGGUUUGUUAUGGAGUUUUGUGACGGUGGGGACCUUAACCAGUACAUUUUGUCCCGCCGGCCUGAUCCCCAGACCAACAGGAACUUUAUGCGCCAGCUGACCAGUGCUGUGGCUUUCCUGCACAGGAACAGUAUCGUCCACCGCGACCUUAAACCAGACAACAUUCUUAUCUCACAGAAGUCUGGUUUUCCUAUUCUUAAAGUGGCUGACUUUGGACUCAGUAAGGUUUGUGCUGGUCUGACCUCCAGAAACGGUGAAGAACAUCCCGUAGCAGGAGCAGGCGCCCGAGGGAGCAUCCAGAACAGCUCGGUCAACAUAAACAAAUUCUGGUUGUCAUCAGCCUGCGGCUCGGACUUCUACAUGGCUCCUGAGGUGUGGGAGGGUCACUACACAGCCAAGGCUGACAUCUUUGCUCUGGGCAUCAUCAUCUGGGCAAUGAUCGAAAGGAUUACAUUUAUUGAUGCAGAGUCCAAGCGUGAACUGCUGGGUACUUAUGUUCGGCAAGGCUCGGAAAUUGUCCCUGUUGGGGAGGCUUUGCUGGAGAACCCCAAGAUGGUGCUCCAUAUUCCUCAGAAGGCCAGAAGCUCCAUGUCUGAGGGGGAGAAGAAACUCCUCCACGAGAUGCUUGCAGUAAACCCUCAGGACCGACCGGACGCCCUCCAGCUGGAGGUGCGGAUGGACCAAGUCACAUGUGCUGUUUGACAGACAGCACCUCCUAUAACCUCUUAUUUCCCUUACCACUCAAAGAAGGGACAUUUCAACUUCCCAGGUAUCGACUCCAGUGGAAAAACGGACCCUGACAAGCAGAAUUGUGAGGAAUCUUCAAUCAUAAUUUGAGCGCAGAGUGACAGACCGCUCACUCCGAAACAGUCUGGACCAGUGUGCAAGUCAAACCACAACGACGCACUUCCAACUCCACGUAGUUCCAACACAGUCACUGUGGUGCUUUGGGCUGGGGACGAUUGGAGCACAUCGUUUCUCUGAGAGCGACCUGGGCGUGAAACUGUGCGUCUAAUGUUUUGUAGUGGUGGACUUUUGUUCCCAUCCUUCCCAGUAUAGGCCUGUUCUUAAUUGUGUAAGGUCUGUGACUGUGGCACAGGUUACUGUAUGUCAUUGCACUCUACUGUACCAGUAUUCAAUCAUUGUACUAAUGAUAGCAGUAGCUGUAAACGGUUGACAUUCACCUCCCAGUGCAAUCUUGUGCCUUAACAGUGAUGUACACCAAGUGCACUUUGAUUUCUAAAACUAUUUUGUGGGUCGCUUUUGAAAGUUCACACCAAGAAGGAAAUUUACUGGAACCCCUUUCAUCUCAUGUGAGCUGAGCAACUGAGUCUUCUGCUUUCAGUGGCGUUUGACACAAUAUCCCAGGCUGCAUUAAUAUCAUAUGGGAACGUGCCUCCCUCUGUCCAAACACUGAAGUACAAUCAUGAAACUGAAGCUGAGACAUUGAUUUAAACCAAUGACAGGUGAAGUGAUUAAUGUUGAUUACAUUGAGGUCAGUUCUACAGCACAGUGAGUAGCACUGUUCCCAACGUCUGGUUUCAUGGAGGCCCUCUCUCAAAACCAUCGGGGCCCGAGGCAUCCCAACAUGCUAGUGCCAGACACAACAGGACACCCCCAGAGUUUCUUCCUGUCAGUGUCCUGACAGGUCCGAGGUGUUUCGGGGUCGUGAUCAGUGUCGCACUGGAGAAACACUGUGCGCAUAUGAUCAGUUUUGUCCUCUGAAGGAAAAGCAGCAGGCCUGUAUCAGCUCCACACAACCCUCCAGCAGGGAGUUCACACUAUCCUGUUGGACAUUUGUUCCUGAUUAAUCCAAAGAGCACCUGAUGGAAAAGCGCAUCUAUGUGGUAACGUGUAGUCAUCCAUGUUGAAAAGAUGCUGAGGAUGGUUCUGUAUUCUUUUGAUUGGUGCAGCGUGAAUCAUGUGUAUCGGGUCAUAUCUAAGCAGCACUGACCCGUUUAUGGCAGAAGGACCUCUGAUUAGCAUUUGGAGACGAUUCCCCAAACCAGCCACUGAAGUGUGUUAGACUCUUUGCAGUGUCGAGUGAUGCUGUGGUUGGACAGACGCUUGUGGUUGGCUGAUCGGAGCCCCUGUAACUCCUGGGAAACUUUUGGGAUUUUUGACUUUAUUUGUGAAAACUGGUCACUCCAGAAAAUGUAUAAAGCCAUGAGGCUUGAAGGAAAAGAGCAAAAUACAGCACAGCAACUUUAGAAGAAGAGCGCAGUGUUAGAUAGCUCUUCUAGCCUUCACUCCAGCAUAGACCCAAGGAGCUCCUUUGGCUUUCACAUCACUGUAUUACAUGGUAGUAUAAUACAGUAGAUUUUGAGGUGUUUUGUGAUGUACCUCUACCUCAUUCUCUGCACUCUGAAACCUCUUUCUUAGCUUUACUGUCUCUGUAGCAACCUUUAUCUUAGUCUGUGAUACAAGACGCACUUUGAGUGGGAUAGAUUUUUACCUCAGACUCAAUGACUUAUUUUAAUUCAACCUCUCACUGAUAUGUAUUUUUUGUUUUUUCUUUUGCUUAGUGACCACGUAUCCCAUUGUAACAUCUACAUCUGCAGGGUCUUCUGUCAUAGAUACUGUAUAACAGAGCAAUAAAUGUUGUCUUUAUUUAACAAUGACAGCUCCAGCUCAGAAUAGUUUUAAUGGCAGUUUGUGAAACACAAAUUUUAAUUGGUUAUGGUCAUGGACACGAAGAUGUGUGGGUAAGAAAUAAAUUAAACAAAUGGUGACAGAAAGUCACAAGUCUACAUACAGAAACACAUAGAUUGGAUUGCUUAAAGUAUUUCCAUAAGAACAGUGUUUGAAGGCGGAUUCACCUGCAGAAGCAUUGAAACCUGGCCAAGCAGUGCGAUUUAGUGUUGUUGUGGGACGUCACAAACAUGUUUGUAAUGUUUACACACUUAUAAACUCGUUGUGAAGCAUACUGCGAAGUGCACCCACACUAAUUCCUUGGAUCCAUUUCUGAGAGCCAUUUGUGGUAAAUGCUAACACAACUUGAAUGUGUUAUUAAAUUUGUGGUGAGUUUAAACCUUUGGAGUUUUGCUAAUAGGCUAGCGUAACAUCGACAGUCUUCCUUUUGAAUUUUUGGGUUGUUGAAUUUCUCAGCUGCUCAGGAGUUUUGGUCACAUUCAUUUUUCUAUAAGCACUAAAGGCGAGGUUGAUACCAAACUGUUAUUCCUAAAGGCUUUACACACCUGCCCUGCUGCCACUUUCUGUACGAGUCGGCUCGUUUAGUUCUCUCGAGACUCGUAAUGAUUCCACUUUAAACCACUUUACUAUGCAAAAUGGUUCUGCCACAAUGUGAGCACCACACAGAGCCACAAGUUCACAAGCUGUUGUAAGAUCUUGAAUUCCUCUAGUGCUGAUUUCCAGUAAGUGCAGAAAUGUUUCUUUGACAUGUUGUUACAUAAAUACUGUUUUUGUAACUAAAGCUGACAGGAGCCAUUAGAGAACCAAGAAAGCAUUGUUUUUCUGUAACUAUGUAACUAUUCUCUGAAUAAAUGGUUAAAACUGUAAA